AUAGUUUAUUUAGGUCUUGGUGUAUUUCUCAUUCGUGUGUUUCGGGGAACGGGUCGAACAUUUUCAGGCUGGUAUAGUUCUUUCGUUUUAUCUCGUGGAAAGAAUUUCCAUCAUUAAGGAGAGAGUUUUAUCGUUUAUUGCACAUUAUGCCGAAGAAUAAAGGAAAGGGAGGUAAGAAUAGGAGAAGAGGUAAAAAUGAGAAUGAAACUGAGAAGAGAGAAUUGGUCUUUAAGGAGGACGGACAAGAAUAUGCUCAAGUAACCAAAAUGUUAGGUAAUGGUCGGCUUGAAGCAAUGUGCUUUGACGGGACAAAACGUCUCUGCCAUAUUCGGGGGAAACUUCGAAAAAAGGUGUGGAUCAAUCAAGGUGAUAUUAUUUUGAUUGGUUUGCGUGAUUAUCAAAAUGCAAAAGCAGAUGUUAUUCUAAAAUAUACAGCAGACGAAGCUCGUAAUCUUAAAACAUAUGGUGAAUUCCCUGAAACCGUACGUAUCAACGACACAGUCACCUUCGUGGAGGAUGGCUUUGAUGAAGAUAUUGAGUUUGGUGAUGAAAUUAGCGACGAUGAUGAAGAGAAUCCCGAUAAUAUCUGAUGACCCACAGUCACAACAGUUGAUAGGAUUUAAAAAGUCGAUAAAGUACUAUUGUCGUUUGCUGGUGCAAAUGAGGGAUUGAAGUAUAUUCCUUUACAUUCAACGCUUAUUUAUCUUCUUGUAUCUAUAAAUAAAUCGUCACGUUUUUCUCGGUCCAUAUUGUGUUCUCCGUUAAAAGAAAAAAAAAACACACACACACACACAUACAAGUAGCAUUUGAUUUCAGUUUAUUUAUAAUUGUAUAAAAUUAUUGUUAAAAAAAAAAUAUAUAUAGAAAAAUCUACGCCACCAUUGUCUCUAAGAGUUAAACGUAUUUAAAGACUCAUUUAAAGAGUCUACACUUGUUGAACUUUUACAAGAUUCAUUUCGAUCCUUUUCUUCAUUAAUUUCUAAUUCUUUAAUCUCGUCUUAUAAAUUCAUAUAUUUAAAUAUUCUAAUUGUAAUUACUUGUCAUUCCAUUAUUGUCAUAACUUUCUCCCCUUUCAAUUUUCCAUCUAAAUUAAAUUUUGAAUUUUGUGUCAUAUAAAUCUUUAGAUGAAUAAAUAAAUUCUGUAAUAUGAACAUCGAUUUUCACCCAAUUGGAAUUUUAUUUUAUUUUAUUUUUUUAAAUUGCAUUUAAACUGAAAUCAUUAUUGUGCUGAUAGUAUAGUAAAUAUUGUAGGUAUACAAAUGUCUAUAAAUCCGUUUUUUUUAUUUUAUAAUUUUUUUUUUUUUCAAUGCCACGUUAAAUGCGUGUCCAUAGAUUUAGUAAUUCAAAUUGGCUACUAUGAAUUUGAGUCAAUUGUGACACUUUUGUAAAAUUAGGUGUAGAAUUUUUGUUAUUAACCAAAAGUAGAUUUGUUUCUCUAUUUCUGUUUUUGGAAAGAAAUUUUUAGUAGCUCAAUUUUAGGUAAAUAAUUGUGUUGAUAAUUGUAAACUCUUGGCAAUACAGAAUGAUAAUAUAGAGUAUAAAAUGAGGGGGAAAAAAAAGAAAUAAUUAAUUUUGCGCUUCACUUUUAAAAAUUCCGAGAGAAAAAUAUUUUAAAUUUAAAUUAAUUGAAAAGAAUGAAAACUUAUUAAAAACUCGGAAAUAUGUAAUAUCGCUGACAAUAUAAUAUUCACGACAGUAUUUGUUUUCGAAAGACGAAAUAAAAUUUUUUAACAACACAUUUUUUUUUUUUUUUUAAUUAAUUAUUUUCACAUGUAGUAGUAACGAUCAAAUGGUUUUUUGUGUUUUUCUUUUUUUGUUAUUAAAUUCUGUAUAAGAGAUUAAUAAAUUAUUUAUUCUCUUUCAUUGAAGAAAUGUUUAACUGUCGUAUUGAUAUGAAACAUUUUUUUUUUAUUAUUAUUUAAUUAUCUCGUUGAGAAAAAAGGUUAUUUAUUUUUGUUGCUCUUCUGCAAAAAAAAGUUAUACACUUUUUAAUUUCAAUCCAAUGUGAAUGUUAUAAUAUUUGCAUAUAUGUGUGUUAUAUUUUUAUCAAAGUUUCAAUGUAAUAAAUUGAAAUUUUGUUUUUUUAAUAUGAAUAUCCUCUUUAAUUGAUAUUAAUUUUGAUAUUUUUUUAUUUUGUAACUACUCUCUAAAUUUGAAUUACUAAUUUAAAUUAGUGAUUGAUUUUUUGUUAUACUAGUUAAAUUUUACUAAUGAUUUAGUGAAAUAAAUAAUUCAUUAGUAAACUUUAACUGAUUCAAAAAAAAAAAAAAAUUUAAAUACCAAAACAUUGUCACUAAUUUAAAUUAAAAAUUUUUUUUAACUGAAAAUUUUUUCUAAUUCAGAUUUAGUGAGUAUUGUUGAAAUUGCACAAUAUUUUCGGGGUCGAAUUUUGUCGACAGGAAAUCGGGAAAAAGUCGGCAGUUUUUUUUUUUGGGUUGCAUAAUAAUUAAAAUAAUUAUAAUUGUAAUCAUUGUAAUAAAUCUUUUUGAAACAUUCAAGUUUACUAAAAAUGAAAAUAAAAAUUAUAUUGAAAAUUCGA
Molecule: messenger RNA, 2539 nt
Organism: Leptopilina boulardi
Lineage: Eukaryota; Metazoa; Arthropoda; Insecta; Hymenoptera; Figitidae
Gene: eIF1A
Product: eukaryotic translation initiation factor 1A, X-chromosomal
Exons: 5
Coding region: 147-590 (147 amino acids)
Biological process (GO): translational initiation
Cellular component (GO): cytoplasm
Molecular function (GO): translation initiation factor activity; RNA binding
Source: RefSeq, a predicted model, not a curated record